Molecule: messenger RNA, 1644 nt
Organism: Rotaria socialis
Lineage: Eukaryota; Metazoa; Rotifera; Eurotatoria; Philodinida; Philodinidae
Source: the annotation of a GenBank genome assembly
AUGUCUCCACUAUGGUUAUAUUGUAUCACACUAUUGUUUGUUACUCGAUCGUCUUCACUGAACAUAUUAUUUGUGAGUGACGGUGCAGCCGGUCAUGUAACUACUGUUUACGAAUUGGCCAAAACUAUGAAAAAUCACAAUGUGACAUUUUUUACCCAACAAUUAGCCAAAAGUUAUGUCAAUUUUGAAACAUCAGCUACAUUUCAUUUGAUCUAUUCUAAUGAUUCAACUGAAGCAGCCGUUAACGAGAAGAAACUCGAACAAGAACUCAUUGGAGUCUACGCCAAUCAUUCCUUUAUUGACUCGAUUUUCUAUUCGACUCCUAGUGCAUUACCGUACGUCAUACGAUUCUUGAAUAAAACGAUCGAAAUUUUAAUGAAACAACGUUUUGAUGUGAUCGUCGUCAAUGGUCUACUGAUGUGGGGUCCAAUAUUAUGUGAUGCAAUAAAAACACCGUGCGUCAUUCAAAGUCCGGUGUCUAUACCAAAUGUUUUGAAUUUGAAUUUACCAAAUUAUUUCUCCCUAUUAACACCGACAGACAUGACAAAAGUAACAAGUCGUCUAUUUAAUGCAAUUUUUACAUUUCGAUUGGCAUUUUCAUCGUUCUUUAAAUCUCUUCCUUUGUUUUACAAAGUUUUCCACGCACUGCCACGUGUUCCAGGUCCUUUCUAUCAUAGUUUUACAUUAAAAAAUCUUCUCUUGUUAAAGCCGAAAAAUUUGCAUUUGAUCAGCAUGCCGUCAACAUUUCAUGUGCCAACAAUAGAGGAUCCUUAUACAAAAUAUUUAGGUGCGUUCAUAGAUGAAACCAGAGUCAAUAUUACUGACAAGGAUUUAGCUCGUUGGUUUCAAUCCAAAAAGAUGAAUUCGGUCAUAUUUGCAGCGUUCGGAAGUACAUCAUUGAUUCCUCACGACCGAAUGGUGAGUCUCAUCAUCGGUAUCGCCACGUUCCUCAUAGAAGUGCCCGAUAGUUCUGUUUUAUUGGCAUUGCGCAACGUCAAUUAUGACACCUAUGAAUCAGUACUCAAGACAAUUGACAACGAUCAAAUUCGUUAUAUAUUCGAUUCGGUUGAACGAGUAAAAGUUGAACGUGGAUUUGUACCACAGAAAUGGAUUCUUCAACAACAUUCUGUCAAGAUAUUUCUCAGUCAUUGUGGCAUGGGUUCAAUCAUCGAAGCAUUUUAUUAUGAGAAACCGGUUCUCUGUAUGCCGUUUAAUAUGGAUCAAUUUAGCAAUGCAGUUACUGUUGUUUAUCGCGGAGUUGGACUAUCUUUAUUUGUUCCGAAUCUGUCGCCAUUGGAAUCAUUGAUUACUCCAUAUGAUUAUCGGCAUUAUGCGUUCACCUCUCGAGAUGUUCAAGAAAAGUUAUCAAAGCUUUGGUUGAAUGCUGUCUAUCAACAAGCAGUGAAGCGACUAUCCGCGGAAAUGAAAUAUGCAGGAGGUGUCAAGAAAGCAGUUGAAUUAAUUGAAUUUUUCGUCGAAAUGAAUGGAACUUUCGAUCGUUUUAUUCCUUUUGAAGCAACAUUGCCAUUUUAUCAACGAUAUCUCCUUGAUUUAUUCGUCAUUUUCGUUCUUCCACCUGGAAUAACAAUUCUUUUCGUUCUUGUCAAAUAUUGUCAAAGACAAUCGAAACAAAAGAUCGAGUAG